AUGCUCGCUUUCAAGAAUGUCGAGGGUUCUAAACUGCAAAUUUCACGUCACACAAAUCCCAAAUUGAAUUUUGUUCAGGGCAAGGAAAACAUGCCAAUAAACUCCGCUUGUCUUUAUGUUUACCUACUUAGAAAUUGUUCUAUUGAGAGCUUCAUCCUGUUUAUUGAACAAGAUAAUACAAAAACUUGUCAAAUGCUUGCAUCUCAACAUAAAACUUCAAAAGUUAAAUUAGUUUUAAUAAGUAAAACUUGUUAG
Clunio marinus is the source of this 255-nucleotide messenger RNA. The record is from the annotation of a GenBank genome assembly. Lineage: Eukaryota; Metazoa; Arthropoda; Insecta; Diptera; Chironomidae.